CAGGACCACAGUGUUGUUGUGAAGACGGAAGUGAGAGGAGGACUUCCCUCUGGACAAUUCUUCAUUUGGAAACAGUUAAAGUAAUACACCACCGCCUGCUUAGUCAUGACUACUGCGUACAAAAACAGAAUACAGGAAUUCAAAGUAGCGUUGAGUGAAGAGAACAUCAAUCUGGAGACGCUGAGGGAGCUGUGCUUCAGCGGAAUCCCGUUUGAAGGAGGCAUACGAGCCCUUUGUUGGAAAAUCCUUCUCAACUAUCUACCUCUCGAUCAAACAUUAUGGGAGUCUUUCCUCAAAAAGCAGAGGGAGGUGUACACCCAGUUCCUAAGAGAGAUGAUCAUCCAGCCUGGCAUCGCCAAAGCCAACAUGGGUCUUUCCAGAGAAGAUGUGACGAUGGAAGACCAUCCGCUAAAUCCGAACCCAGACAGCAGGUGGAACAACUACUUCAAAGACAAUGAAAUUCUGCUCCAAAUUGACAAGGAUGUGAGGCGGCUGUACCCAGACAUGGCGUUCUUCCAGCGGCCCACUCAGUACCCCUGCCAGCUGAUCCUGGACCCUCAGAACGAUUACGAGACGCUGCGGAGACGAGUGGAACAAACCACGCUGAAAUCACAGACCGUUAACAGAAACCGCAGUGGAGUCACCAACGUCAGCUCUCCAGGGAAGUCCUUGAACCUUUACCCCUCUAACGAGUACGAGGUGCUGCCCAGCGGGAGUGAGGCUCACUGGGAGGUGGUGGAGAGAAUCCUCUUCAUCUACGCCAAACUCAACCCGGGCAUCGCCUACGUGCAAGGCAUGAAUGAGGUCGUUGGGCCGAUCUACUACACCUUCGCCACGGACCCCAACAGCCAGUGGAAAGAGCACGCUGAAGCAGAUACGUUCUUCUGCUUCACCAACCUGAUGUCAGAGAACAGAGACAACUUCAUCAAGAGCCUCGACGACUCUCAGUGCGGCAUCACGUACAAGAUGGAGAGCGUGUACUCCAUGCUGCGAGAGAGAGACCUGGAGCUCUACCUCAAGCUGGAGGAGCAGAACAUCAAACCGCAGUACUUCACUUUCCGCUGGUUGACCUUGCUGCUCUCUCAGGAGUUCCUCCUGCCCGACGUCAUCCGGAUCUGGGACACGUUGUUCUCCGACCAGGACAGAUUCCACCUCCUCAUCCUGGUCUGCUGCGCCAUGUUAAUACUCAUCAGAGAUAAUUUACUGGCCGGAGACUUCACGGUGAACAUGAGACUCCUGCAGGAUUACCCCAUCUCAGACGUCAACACCAUCCUGAUUAAGGCCAAAGAUCUGCGGGAUACUUCCUAACCUGUUUUCUAACGUGGAAGGUGAGAGUUCGAACAUUACGAAUCAUUGUCGUGUCAAACGUGUUGUUGGAGGACUUAUGAUGGGUUCGUACAGACGGGAAACCCAGCAUUCUGUUUUUUUUUUUUUUUACCUUGAUGUCUUAUGAUUGGUCAGUGGGGGACUGCUGUGAAAACAUUUAAGGGACAAGCUGAAUUUUUUUCCUGAAGUGAGGAGGAGAUGCCACCUGCUUCCUGAUGCAUUAUGGGAAGAAAAAAAGCAGGUGUUCCUCCUCCAAUCACAGCCAUGGACCCUCUUCAGAUCACGAUGCUUUUACUGAACUGAAUCUGAGGGACAGGAGCUCCGUUACACUACAGAUCCAGUUUUGAAAACCGAAUGUUGAACACCUCAUCCAGGAGUUCCCCACGCAGAAGUUUCACCGAGCAAAAGUGCAUGUUUGUUCUUUGAGGGAUGUGUUUUUUUUAUUUCGUUUUUAUUGUAAGCAACAGCCUUCUCUGUGUAAUUAUGUGAAAACAGGAGAUGGUGUUUCUGUGUUCAUUUCUUUCAGGGUAAAAUAAAUCUGAAGUGAUGGGCCUGGCCUGGUAAAUACUU
Messenger RNA from Trematomus bernacchii (emerald rockcod), 1896 nucleotides. It is a transcript of the gene tbc1d13, whose product is annotated as TBC1 domain family, member 13. The coding region runs from base 106 to 1308 and encodes 400 amino acids. The record is from RefSeq and is a predicted model, not a curated record. Gene Ontology annotation, biological process: activation of GTPase activity; intracellular protein transport. The transcript is spliced from 12 exons. Gene Ontology annotation, molecular function: GTPase activator activity. Lineage: Eukaryota; Metazoa; Chordata; Actinopteri; Perciformes; Nototheniidae.